Messenger RNA from Talpa occidentalis (Iberian mole), 1723 nucleotides. Its product is annotated as PR domain zinc finger protein 10-like. Gene Ontology annotation, cellular component: cytoplasm; nucleus. NCBI's taxonomy places the organism in Eukaryota, Metazoa, Chordata, Mammalia, Eulipotyphla, Talpidae. The record is from RefSeq and is a predicted model, not a curated record. Gene Ontology annotation, molecular function: histone deacetylase binding; RNA polymerase II cis-regulatory region sequence-specific DNA binding; DNA-binding transcription factor activity. Gene Ontology annotation, biological process: cell fate commitment; regulation of transcription by RNA polymerase II. The annotation marks the transcript as partial. The transcript is spliced from 10 exons.
CUUGUCCAACAGGAUGCUGCGGCUCAGCAGGCCUCAUUACCGGUGCAUAACCAGGUAUUACCUGCAAUUGAGAGUGUGGAUGGCUCCGACCCUUUGGCAACUCUGCAGAAUCCUAUGAGUAGACUGGAUGCCAAAGAGGAGGAGGAGGAAGAAGAGGAGGAAGAGACUGAGGAAGACGAGGAAGAUGAGGGGGAGGACACAGACCUGGAUGACUGGGAGCCAGACCCGCCUCGGCCCUUCGACCCGCAUGACCUAUGGUGUGAGGAGUGUAAUAAUGCACAUUCUUCAGUGUGCCCAAAGCAUGGCCCCUUGCACCCUAUCCCCAACCGGCCGGUGCUCACCAGAGCCAGAGCCAGCCUCCCUCUGGUCCUCUACAUUGACAGGUUUCUGGGGGGCGUGUUCUCCAAAAGACGCAUUCCCAAACGCACCCAGUUUGGUCCUGUGGAGGGACCCCUCGUCAGAGAGUCCGAGCUGAAAGACUGUUAUAUUCAUCUAAAGGUUUCUCUUGAUAAAGGAGACAGAAAAGACAGGGACUUGCAUGAAGACCUGUGGUUUGAGUUGUCUGAUGAGACUCUUUGUAACUGGAUGAUGUUCGUACGUCCAGCCCAGAAUCACCUGGAGCAGAACCUGGUGGCUUACCAAUAUGGCCACCAUGUAUAUUACACAACGAUAAAGAAUGUGGAACCCAAGCAAGAACUGAAGGUUUGGUACGCUGCAUCCUAUGCUGAGUUUGUGAACCAGAAAAUUCAUGACAUUUCUGAGGAAGAAAGGAAAGUUCUUCGAGAGCAAGAGAAGAAUUGGCCCUGUUACGAAUGUAACCGCCGAUUUGUAAGCUCAGAGCAAUUGCAACAGCAUCUCAAUACUCAUGAUGAGAAACUGGAUGUGUUUAGCAGAGCAAGAGGCCGAGGAAGGGGACGAGGCAAGAGGCGAUUUGGCCCAGGUCGAAGGCCAGGGCGUCCCCCCAAAUUUAUCCGCUUGGAAAUAACCAGUGAAAAUGGGGAAAAGUGUGAUGAUGGGACACAGGACUUGCUACAUUUUUCCACCAAGGAGCAGUUUGAUGAGACUGAACCCGCUACUCUGAAUGGGCUGGAUCAACCGGAACAAACCACCCUCCCAAUCCCUCAGCUGCCACAGGAGACCUCGUCUUCUCUGGAGCAGGAGCCAGAAACUCACAGCCUGCAUCUGCAGCCACAGCAUGAGGAGAGCGUGCUGCCCACACAGAGCACCCUGACUGCCGACGACAUGCGCAGGGCCAAACGCAUCCGAAAUGCAGCUCUUCAGCAUCUGUUUAUUCGGAAGUCCUUCCGGCCUUUUAAAUGUUUGCAGUGUGGAAAGGCCUUCCGUGAAAAGGACAAGCUGGACCAGCACUUGCGCUUCCAUGGGCGGGAGGGGAACUGCCCCUUGACCUGCGAUCUCUGCAACAAGGGUUUCAUCAGUAGCACAUCGCUGGAGAACCACAUGAAGCUCCAUUCUGAUCAGAAGACUUACUCUUGCAUUUUUUGCCCAGAAUCCUUUGACCGCCUUGAUUUAUUGAAAGAUCAUGUGGCCAUUCAUAUCAAUGAUGGCUACUUUACCUGCCCAACUUGCAAGAAACGGUUCCCAGAUUUUAUCCAGGUAAAAAAAACACGUACGAAGCUUCCACUCAGAAAAGAUCUACCAAUGUACAGAGUGUGACAAGGCCUUCUGCCGGCCGGACAAACUGCGGCUCCACAUGCUCAGACAC